Messenger RNA from Gaeumannomyces tritici R3-111a-1, 1596 nucleotides. RefSeq lists its product as hypothetical. The transcript has 2 exons. The record is from RefSeq and is a predicted model, not a curated record. Lineage: Eukaryota; Fungi; Ascomycota; Sordariomycetes; Magnaporthales; Magnaporthaceae. Bases 378 to 1307 code for a protein of 309 amino acids.
UCUCGACCUGCCGCCACCAACUGGGGCGGCCAUGAUACCUACCUACUCAAGAGGCUUAGAGCCUUGUUGAUAGCAAAGAGCAAAAUAUUGCAUCAGCCCAUGCCAAAUUAUCACGAGUUCUCAACUGCAAUGAUCAACUCCGUCUCGGAGCGGCAGCCACCGUUGUGCUUCAAAUUAGCCUAUUCGGCACGGCCACGGAUGGAAGUCCCGAAGUGGCAGCCAAGACCAACAUUCGAUACACUUGUCGAGAGAAACCCGUAGAGGACAGAAAGCAGUGGCCGCAAAAUAGUAAACGUAGCUGUGAACAAAAGCAACCUCCAGAUCCGACUCAUCCCGAACCUCAGGGGCAGAUAUCAACAGACAGCCCCAACACCAAAAUGCACCUCUCCAGAAUCACCCUCUCCCUCGCCCUCCUCCUCCACGCCGCAGCACCAACUCAGGCCUGGGACCACUUGGACCGCUCCCACCCGUCCCGCCGCACGCCCCAGGCCUUCCGCUGGACCCGACCCUUCCUCGACCUCGACCUACACGCCAUCCCCGACUCCGACUCCUCCUCCUCAUCCACCACCACCACCUCCCCAUCCCGCAUCAACCGCGACGUCCCCGGCGGCUUCCACGUCUCGUGCAGCGCGACUGCCACCUUCCGCGCGCGCCAGUACACGGCCGCCGACCUCCCCGACCCUUAUCCCGAGCGCGGGCUCGCGCCCUGGGCCGAGGCGCUGCGGCGGUCCGCGCUCGACGGGACCGGCAGCGCCGCGUACCCGGGCGGCUGGGACGGCGACGAGCUGCGCGGGGGCGAGCGGGUGCUGCUGCUGAUGGAGCUGACCGACGUGCCGCCGACUGUGCGCGCCUUUGUUGAGCACGACGGCGUCGACGGCUACUCGGGCCGGCGGUGGCACUUUGGCGUCCACGACAAGCCGGGCGCGCCCGAGGGGACGGCGGCCGCGGGGGACAAGGUCAUGAUAUUUGCGCCGGGGGCGCUGUAUGACAUCUUGCCGCUGUGGGUUGCCGACAGUAGCCGGUGUAGGAUACAACUGGUCGACCUCGAAAAGUACGUGACGCACGCGGCGCACAACCGCGUCAUCGCCUGGCCCAUGUCGCACUCAGACCCGGACCCGGCCAACAGGACCAUGACGUUCGAGAUCAAGGCCGCCCUGCUGCUCGAGACGGUGCAGGGGAGGCAGCACCGGGAGGCGUGGGAGAACGUACACCUGCAGGCCAGCAGGGCCGAGAGGCGGCUGCAGCGGCAGGAGAGGGAGGAGGGCAAGGGCCGGCAGAGGGUCCACGGGAACCACGACGAGCUGUGAUGGCGUUGGGUUUUUGUGCCGAGCUAUAAAGGCGUUGUGUGAUAUUACGGUGUUAGGAUUAUGCGGUGGUGAUAUGAGGAUGAACCAGCGAACUGGGAAGAUACAGUCUGGGUGGAAAAGAAGGAGUGUCAAGAAAAGCAACCCAAACGGCAACGGUUCGAAUGUCAAGGCCUCAUCGUCACCUAGGUUUCAAGGCAUUUAAUAUAACCAGGCAGACAAACAUCCUCAGACCCUCGGCGGCGAGUCCGUCAGCGGCACGUAGCGCACCCCAAACAGCUUGCGGCUCGAC